CCAGCUCCAGGGCGUGUGACUGCCCCGUCGGGUCCCACGCGUGGGCACGUGGCGGGGGCGCCGCGCCUCCCGCGGGCCGGGCCGGCGGUGCCCGCCGAGGGGGCGCCUCUUCCGGGCGCGCGGCGGGAACUCGAGGCCCCAUUGGCCGCGCCGGGAGGCGCCGCGGGCCCGUCCGCGCCAACGGUCUGGGUCCGAGGAGGCCGAGCGCCGGCAGGAGGGGGCAGGGCGAAGCGAAGGAAGGCCUGGGGGGAUCGAGAACGGGAAAGCAGAGCCAGGCUCGGCGGGGCGAGGCCCAGGGCCCGGGCGGCCGGGGCGAUGGAGGAGGCGCUACUCUCCACCCCCAUCAACCCCAACAACUUCCCCGCCAAACUGUGGCGGCUGGUGAACAGCCCCCGGUACCGCUCGAUCCGCUGGGACGGCCGCGGCGAGGGGCUGCUCAUCGACCAGCCGCUCUUCGAGGCCGAACUGCUGAGCCCUCCCGGGGCGGGAGGCGGCGGCAGCGGCGGCGGGAGCUCCGGGGGCAGCGGGGGCGGCGGCGGUGGUAGCGGCGGCGUCGGGGGCACCGGGGCGGAGCCCGAGCUCUUUAAAACCACCAACUUCACCAGCUUCAUCCGCCAGCUCAACCUCUACGGCUUCCGCAAGGUGGUGCUGGGCGGCCCGGGGGCGGCGGGGCCCGGGCCGGGGGGCGGCGGGCCGGCGGGCGACGGGCCGCUCCACCACUUCCACAGCCCGCACUUCCGCCGCGACCAGCCGCAGCUGCUGGUGCACCUCAAGCGCCUCACCAGCGCCAACAAGGCCAAGCUGGCGGCCGGCCUCAAGGUGCCCUGCCGCCCGCCCAACCGCUUCCAGAGACUCCUCAUCACGUCGGCCUCCGCCUCGGCCUCCUCCUCCUCCGCCUCGGCCUCCUCCUCCUCCGUCUCGGCCUCCACCUCCACCUCCCCGCUGCAGCACCAGGAGCCGCCGCCCCCGGGGCCCCGGCCCGAUCCGCACGGACCAGUGGCUGUAGGACAGUUCCAUCGUUCAUUCCGGCGCGAUAGUCUGUCUCCUUAUUCCUACGUAUCAACUUCAUCCCACAACCACAGUGCCUUUCCUUUGAAAGGUUUAGAUCGGACCCCGAUUCCUCCUAGAACGUGGCAGAACUCCCUUGGGAUGCACCCAGGACAAGUAGAAACGCCCCCCACUUUUUCAGAUAAAGGGGUUCCAUUUCCUGUCCUGCAGAGGUUUCCAACUGAAGUUACCUACACUCUGCAGCCCAGCGCCACGUCCGUACACGUUCAGCAAGGUCCUCAAACAAUGGUCAACUCCUCCCAAAAGUAUAGUAACUACACACCCUCAGCACAGUACUCCCAAGCCUACUAUCCAACAGCUGUAUUACAGUGCUGCUCUCCUUCCACCCACAUGGACGCUCUGAGCAGCUGUGUCACUCCCACUGCCUCUACCUAUGCACACUGCAACUACUUCCAGAAUCCUCCAAUGCCAUCCUCCUACCCAGUUGAGUUUCUGCCUCCUAAUUGGCCUUGUGGUUCUACUGAUGAAAAUAAAAAGACAGAAGUAAACCUAGAGGCUGUUUUUCGGAUCUUAGAUGAAUUGCAUUCCUCCCCUAAAUUGGAGAUGGUAAAGGUGGAGCCUGUUGAGAAUCAGUGCCCAACAUCUCAGUCUAACAGAGGCCAACAUAUCCUAGCUAAUUCAAGCAAUAACAAUCCGUCUUCCACAAGUCAGGCUAGCCAGCUGGAGCCACUUACUCCUGUAGGUUCAGAUAUUACAUCUUUUGUGGUCGGAACAGAACAAGCAAUUACCUGCUCUCUACCACAGUCACCUGAGUACAUGUAUACCAUCCACACAGCUCAGCCUGUUGAAAAUACUACAAUGCAGGAAUCUGCAGCCAUCCAACAAGCUCAUGUCAAACUGAAGGAGCAGCUCAGUCAUAAUCCAUCUCCACCUUCAGUAGUGUUUGUGCAGGAAGGGCUACCGUUUAGCCCACACCAGGUGGAUGCCAGUAUAAAAUGCCAGACAAAUCCACCUGAGAAUAUCUUGCCUUCAGAACAGAUGGGAUUCCUUAUUUCAGAGAUGGGGCCUGCUAGCAAGCCUAGUAAAGACACAGAUUUAUCCACUCCAAUAAGAUACAGGGAGCGAAGAAGCAGCUCACAGCAAGGAAAGUCCCCUGAUCUUCAUCUGCUGGUGGAUGUGGCCUGCAAGCAAGAGCACUUUCCAAAGGAGGAAGAAUUAAAAGAGUGAGGCACGGAUGACACGUGACAUUGUGCACUAGCUGUAGCUGGAAGCAGACUAGCCUUGCACAUGACACACUGUUGGGAUUUUUUCAGUUCUGUUAAGGAAAAAAAUAUAUUUUUGUUUUGUUAAUUGAGAAUUUUGUUAAUUGGAAACUUGGUAUUUAUUACAGCUGUUCAGUUCAGAUUAUUUACCUUGACAAACUACUAAACAUCUAGCAGCCAUUUUUUCUGUUUGUUUUUUUGCUGCUCAGAUCCCUUUCAAAUGAAAAGUCCUGGCCUUUUGUUACAAUCAAGAAGCAUCUAAAAACUGCUGCAUCUAUGGUACUGGAGGAUAAUGUGUGUAUGUGUGCUGGUUUAUUAUCUUCUCUCAAAUUAUGGUCAGCACAACUCCAGUGGGGACUUAAGUCUAUCUGUUUUAAGUCACAGUGUGAUUCUUUUAUUAGAGACAUUUGUGUGAAACACAAAGGCAUGUAAGGUCACCAAGACCACAGGUCUAAAUGGUUCAGGAAUUCCAGGGAAGAAACUCUGGGAAAGAGCUAAUAUUCUAAGUGAUUAACUAGGAAAUGCUCUUAACUUUCUCACCCAGCAUUCUGUUUCAAGAGCAAGGCAUCCGGACUCGGACCAUCCAUCACACUUAACAGCUCCUACUUAUUUUAUAUUUAUGGGAGCAUUCUUCUAUUUUCAUAUCUUUCUUUAAUUUAAAAUGGUACAUUAUUAUAAAUUAUAAGGUUUUGUUAAUAUAUUACUUAUUUAAAUAUCUCCUAAAGAAAAGUAUUUAACUGGUUUAAUGUAUUUAUAAAUGCUGGUAGAUUUUUAACGUUUUAAAGCUUUAUAUUUUUAUUAAUAUUUCAAGAUAGAAGGAUAAAGGAUGCAUGUGUAAUAUUUUUACUUUGAGGGGGAAAUGUGCAAUGUGCACACAAAAACAUUAAGAGAUUUAACACAGUGCUUUCUUAUUUUAGAUUUUUUUACAUCCAGUAAGUAUAAAUUAUCAUUUAUAUGAGAUAUUGUGUACAAAUUUUGGGAGAAACUGAUUAGUAGUCAGUUAACAGAAGCUUUACCACUGAUAUUUUUAAUAGUUUAUGUUUGUUUUCAGCUUCUGAGAGGACUUUGGAUAGUGGAAUAUACGAUGACAUUUUUAUCUUGUCCCUUCUGUAGGAUUCUAGAUUCCAGUAGGAUUGUGGGACUGGUUUUUAAGAGAGGAAUCUUGGUUAUCCACUUUCUGUGGUUGAUCCCUCAAUUGUUCUUCCAAGGACAGCAGGAAACUUUCUGAUUUAAAGUCUUUGAAAUUGACUAGAACUUUCUUAUUGAAUUCUGCUUUAGUUUUCCUAAUAAGCACUGCAGAAACAAAAGGAAAGCCUAAGAAUAUGGAAGUAAUUAAAAAAAAAACAAAAAACGGGCUUGGUGAUAUGGUAAGAGUACUGUGUUAACAUUGUGGGUAUAACAAUUCAUUAAAUUGCAUUGUGCCUUCCCAAUGAUGUCAAACCCUAGAAGUGUUACAGAACUAGUAGGUUUUUGUUUGUGUUUUUAUUAGAGGAUGAUCUCUGUAUGGUGACUCAGUUUGAUAUGAAAGUAGUUUCUGAAGAGUAAUCUAUUUGGUCCAACUGAUUCUACAAAUUGAUAUCUAUGUAAUGGGCAUUUAUUCAACUUUAUUAGCAAGGUUUAAAAGAUGAACAGAUUAUCAAGACUCCUAUAUCUUUUGGCAGAGUAUGUGAAGAGGAGACCCAAUUUCUAAAUGAAGGAACUUUGCUUUUUCUCUGUCAUGUUGAAAAGCCAAUAUACCGUGAUGAUAUUUCUUCCCUUAAAUAUGUCUUUCUUAGCUUUGUUAUGUUGAAGGAAAUAAUAUCUUUUGAGGAACAUGUGUCAAGUAGGAACCGUGGCAUAGAUUUGGUUUCAGUGGUUUUAAGGCUUAAUAAAAUGAAAUAUUUUUAUCA
This is a messenger RNA of Pipistrellus kuhlii (Kuhl's pipistrelle), 4159 nucleotides long. It is a transcript of the gene HSF5, whose product is annotated as heat shock transcription factor 5. Gene Ontology annotation, biological process: regulation of DNA-templated transcription. The record is from RefSeq and is a predicted model, not a curated record. Gene Ontology annotation, molecular function: DNA-binding transcription factor activity; sequence-specific DNA binding. NCBI's taxonomy places the organism in Eukaryota, Metazoa, Chordata, Mammalia, Chiroptera, Vespertilionidae. The transcript is spliced from 6 exons. The coding region runs from base 316 to 2235 and encodes 639 amino acids.